Molecule: messenger RNA, 4351 nt
Organism: Scophthalmus maximus (turbot)
Lineage: Eukaryota; Metazoa; Chordata; Actinopteri; Pleuronectiformes; Scophthalmidae
Gene: lmna
Product: lamin A
Exons: 13
Coding region: 266-2218 (650 amino acids)
Source: RefSeq, a predicted model, not a curated record
GAAAGCAGUUCAGGGCGCGAGCCAAAGGCACACACACCCACCAGCAGAGAGCAAGACUGCAUUAUUCAACGGAUCCUCUUCUCCACACUCCUCUUGGGUACGGCACACACACACACACACAAAUACACACACACACACACACACACUUCCAGAAAGGUCCUGUACACUCACUUUUAGUCCCAGCGCAAGGCUGCAGUCGAGAGGGUCUCAAACAACCGAGCCAGUGACUCACCCCCUCUGCACCUCUUGCUGAGCUAUUAUUGCCAUGGAAACCCCGAGCCAGAAACGCGCCAGCCGUGGCACCACCCUCUCCCCAGCCCGCAUCACCAGGCUGCAGGAGAAGGAGGACCUGUGCAACCUCAACGACCGCCUGGCGGUGUAUAUUGACAAGGUGCGCUCGCUGGAGUCAGAAAAUGCUGGCCUGCGGCUGCGCAUCACUGAGUCCGAGUCGUCGGUCAGCCGCGACCUGUCGGGCAUGAAGGCGGCCUAUGAGACGGAGCUGGCUGACGCCCGCAAAACUCUGGAUCAGGUGGCCAAGGAGCGAGCCCGCCUGCAGCUGGAACUGGGCAAGAUCAGGGAGGAGCACAAGGAGCUCAAAGCCAGGAACAAUAAGAAGGAGUCUGACCUGGAGGCGGCUCUGGUCCGACUGAGGGACCUGGAGGCCCUGCUCAACUCUAAAGAUGCUUCCCUCAACACUGCCAUGGGGGAGAAGCGGGCCCUAGAGGUCGAGGUCAAGGGUCUCAAGGCCCAGUUGGCCAAGUUGGACGGUAGCUUAGCCGAUGCCAAGAGGCAGCUGCAGGAUGAGAUGCUGAGGAGAGUGGACGCGGAGAAUCGCCUGCAGACUGUGAAGGAGGAGCUGGAGUUCCAAAAGAGCAUCUACAACGAGGAGUUGCGUGAAUCCAAGCGUCGGCAUGAGACUCGCAUUGUGGAGCUCGACGGCGGACGGCAGCUGGACUUUGAGAGCAAACUGUCCGAGGCCCUCUCUGACCUGCGAGCUCAGCACGAGGAGCAGGUCCGCCUCUACAAGGAGGAGAUCGAGAAGACCUACCAGUCGAAGCUGGAGAAUGCCCGUCUGUCAGCCGACAGGAGCAGCCACUUGGUGGGAUCCACCCAUGAAGAGCUGCAGCAGACCCGUGUUCGACUGGAGGGCAUGUCAGGCCAGCUCAACCUGCUGCAGAAACAGCUGUCGGCAAGCGAGGCCAAGGUGCGGGAGCUGGAGGAGUCUCUGUCGCGUGAGCGGGACCUGAUGAGGCGGCGGCUGGAGGAUAAAGAGCGGGAGAUGGCUGAGAUCCGGGCCCGGAUGCAGCAGCAGCUGGACGAUUACCAGGAGCUGCUGGACAUCAAGCUGGCCCUGGACAUGGAGAUCAGUGCCUACAGGAAGCUGCUGGAGGGAGAAGAGGAGAGGCUGCGUCUGUCACCCAGCCCCCCGUCCACCAAGGUCACGGUUGCGCGGACCUCUGGUUCAGGCCACGGCCACAGCCACGGCAGCCGUCUGCUCCUCUCCUCAACCACCGCCUCGAGCAGCCGCAACUCCUCCGGCACGCCCAGCACCAAGAAGCGGCGCCUCAACGACAACGACAGUGAGACCUCCAGCAUGGCGGGUGGCACUGUGACCAAGACCCGCAUUAGUCAGCACGCCUCGGCCAGCGGCCGCAUCACAGUGGACGAGGUCGACCUGGAGGGCAAGUUCAUCCGUCUCAGCAACAAGGCAGACGAGGACCAACCACUGGGCAAUUGGCAGGUGAAGGGACAAGUCGGGAGCGCCACCCCCAUCGCCUACAAGUUUCCCCCCAAGUUCACCCUGAAGGCUGGAGGAACUGUGACCAUCUGGGCCGCGUCCGGCGGUGGAAGCCACAACCCUCCCACUGACCUGCUGUGGAAGACCCAGAACUCGUGGGGCACCGGCGAUCUCCUGCAGACCAGCCUCAUCAGUGCCAACGGAGAGGAAAUGGCCAUGAGGAAAGUCACACGCUCCCUCUUCCAUGAUGAUGAUGAAGAUGACGACAUGGGAGCUCACAGCACAAGCGGCGCAGACAACGAGUACAAUCUGCGGAGCCGCACAGUGAUCUGCGACUCCUGCGGGCAGACGUCGGACCGCGGCGCAGGUGUGUGCAGCAGUGGUGGGGGUCUACCUGAGGGCCUCGUGGGACAUUCCUUCUUCAUGGGCACCAAUGAGUUCAGACAGGGUCCUGUCACCAAGGCCUGCUCCAUCAUGUAAAAAGCGAACCGCACCUCUCUGGAACCCACCACCUCCUGUUGCCCACAUAGGAUAAUCAUUUUCUACCAUUUUGUCUUCAUUAUUAUUAUUAUUAUUAUUUUUGAUAUAUAUACAGUAUAUAAUCUUGAUUUAUUUUGUAUCCAGAUUAAUCUGCAGUUUAGAUUUGCUUCGAUGUUUUGGCAAAGGGCUCAGGAUUUUUCAAAUUUCAGCUUUAGAGUUUGUAUAUUCAAGUUACAUUAUUGCAUGUGGUCUGCGCUAAUGCUCGUACUGUAUCCUGCUCUAUUUGCACGCUCACAUUUAAACACACACACACACACACACACACACACACACACACACACACACACACACACACACACACACACACACACACACACACAGCUCCAUUGACCAGUGCUGGUGUUUUGAUCCAAGCUGGGGUUUUCACAUUUAAUGGCCCGGCUGUCAACACUCAACACGCACAGCUAGUUAACUCAGUCGGGACUCUGGGGUUUGUUAAUCAUGUUCAUCUCCCAGGAAAUACAGCGAUUUUCUUUUUUUAAAGAUGAUGGUUAUGUUUACAGAUUAAAUGUAUUUGCCUAGUAUCAUGCUGUGUCUAUGUGCUACAGAGAAGAUUAAGUAACUCUGUUUUUUUUUCUUAAAAUUUUGUCCAAAGAAAGCCAAAGUACUGUAAACUCAGGGUGUACAGCAGGGUUUGUUUCAACAUUAAUGUGGAUUUAGGACCAUAUGGUUGGGCAACUGUGAUGCGCACAGAGAUGAAUAUAUAUAUUUGUUUUGUCCUCAGUUCAUUCUUAAACCCCAGGGGAAAUAUUUUGGUUGUAUUAUGGAAAAUCUGUACAGGAAUUACCGUUUUGCUGGAUGAGUUGAUUAAAUCUCAGUGUCUCAGCUAGAUGUGCAUUUAAACGUGUCGCCUUAAUAAUUAUUAGUUAUUAGUUAUGUCACGUUGAAAGAACAUUGUAGAAUCAGUCGUCUAUCUGGGGAAAAGAUUUAGUCACUUUUUUUGGUGCCAUAUACAGUAUAUAUAUUUAUAGGAAUCCUCAGCUAAUUCAAACAAAGAAACACUACUCUAAAAGAGAACUGUUGCUGCUCUUUAGACAGUGGACACAAAAUAACAAACGCACCUUCAGAGAACGGAAACAAAAGCAUCAACCGUCACCGUUCUCUGCUCACAUGCCUCGUUUUGCAGUCCCGUGACUGUCAGCCGUCCUCCGGUUUGUGUGGCUCCUAAAAAACCUGGUCAUAAGGGCUUAUUCUUAUUUUCUAUUUUCUCUUCUUUUCUUUUCCUCUAAGCUUACUGGCUUUGCAAAUCCGCAGGCAUGAUGUUGGGAUCUGAGGGAGACUUUGGGGUUUGUGUGCUUUGUGACUUUUGCCUUUAUGCACUGCUUUUUUUAUAUUAAGGGCCUUUUCCAAUCAAGCACAGCAGUUAGAUUUAUACUGUAGUCCGGCAGCUUUGGUCAUUUGUACUCCAGAGAAAAGCAUAUUAAAGCAUUUUAUAGAAAAUACUUGAUAGCUGUUUUAGGAUUAUUAAUUUUUUUUACUAAAUAGAUGGUAUUUCUGCCAUGUUAGAUUAUUUUUUCUUUGCCUUAAGAUGUCUGACCUUGACAUCAUGACCCCCACAGUGCCUUAAGAAGUCCAUGACAAACUCUUAUAUCCUCCGUGACACAGAUUCACAACUGACACAGACACAGUCUAUGUUUCAAGUACAUAGGGUUCACGAGUCAAAUUCACGAGUUGUGCACAACUAUUAUCUCAAUCAUCCCUCCCCGAGCAGCGAGUUUGUGGUCAGGUUUUUUUUUCAGACGCCUGUCUGACUAAUCAAAAACACUUCAACAUUUAUAUGCAAUGUUAUUUUGAGUUAACGAAGACCCAGGACACUUGCAGACUUGGAUCCAAACCACAGAUGUGUUGUAUGUGACAAACGCUUGAAAGGCCUUUGUAAAAAAUUCUCAUGUGGCCUCAUGAAUCAUUUGAAGGACCCAAGGAUUUAUGUUACCAAAAGGGAUUUCUUGUUCUAAUUAGCUUGAAGUGGGAUUUGUGUCAGGUCUAUUCUGUUAACAUUAUGGAGAAGCCAUGCAUUUGGAUGAUGUAAUGAAUGUCCUUUUGUGUUUUCUAAAAUAAAAGAGUAAAACUGUU